Molecule: messenger RNA, 599 nt
Organism: Solanum dulcamara
Lineage: Eukaryota; Viridiplantae; Streptophyta; Magnoliopsida; Solanales; Solanaceae
Product: transcription elongation factor 1 homolog
Exons: 6
Coding region: 110-379 (89 amino acids)
Biological process (GO): transcription elongation by RNA polymerase II
Cellular component (GO): transcription elongation factor complex
Molecular function (GO): RNA polymerase II complex binding
Source: RefSeq, a predicted model, not a curated record
AAUAUAUUAGUCUAUUUUUCAAAGAGUCAGCAAGGGCAGACAAAGGAGCGAGUGGGUAGCGAUAACGAAAGUCGAUCUUAAUCUCUGUUAUUCAUCAGUUGCUUGAGCUAUGGGGAAGAGGAAGUCGAAAUCCAAGCCGCCUCCAAAGAAGAGAAUGGACAAACUCGACACUGUCUUCAGCUGUCCUUUCUGUAGCCAUGGCACCAGCGUUGAAUGUCGCAUUGAUAUGAAGAACUUGAUUGGGGAGGCAAAUUGCAGGAUUUGUCAAGAGAGCUUCAGCACCACUGUGACGGCUCUGACAGAGCCCAUUGACAUAUACAGUGAAUGGAUUGACGAGUGCGAACGUGUGAACAACCUCGAAGACGAUGAUGGUUCUUAAGUUCUAGUGACUGUCUGUUACAUUUGUGUAGACAGUAGCCUGAGAUGAUCUAAAGCUGACUUUAAGCUUUGAUAUCAGUUCUGUUGAUAUUUCUAUGUUACGCUACUUAAGUUGUACCUAAAAUUACGAAAGCCUCUUGGGUUCGAUAAAUAAGUUCCAUGUGUGACAGGCUUUCUAUGUUCAAAUAGUUUCAAAUAGAUGUGUUUGUUAUCUUGUAUAA